Brassica oleracea var. oleracea is the source of this 1318-nucleotide messenger RNA. RefSeq lists its product as uncharacterized. Lineage: Eukaryota; Viridiplantae; Streptophyta; Magnoliopsida; Brassicales; Brassicaceae. Gene Ontology annotation, cellular component: plasma membrane. The transcript has a single exon. Bases 119 to 1192 code for a protein of 357 amino acids. The record is from RefSeq and is a predicted model, not a curated record.
AUCUCUCUCUCACCAAUUUAGAAACAGAGAAACAGUUGAAAUCUCCCUCUCUCCCUCUCCCACACAUUUCUUACAUUCAGUUUCCUUUUGAUGUUCUCUUCUUACAUCCUUCCUCUAAAUGUCUCACCAUCAUCACCAUGAAACCAACCCUCAUUUCGCGCGUCUUCCAUCGCAGAAUCAACCUCUCAAAGGUGGUGGUGCCUCUACCUCACAAUCUCACCCAAAUGCUCCACCACCUGGAAUCCUAAUCAAGCCUCGUGAUCGCCACCGUAAAGGUCCUAUCCCUCCUUCCGAAACACCUUUACCACUUAGCCCUGAAGAGAGACUACCCCCGCGGAAAACUUCAAAAAUACCAUUACUAUCAACCCCUAAAGAGAAACCACCACAAAAAAAAACUCCAAAAUCUUCAAAAAGACCGUUACUAUUAAUCCCUGAAGGCCAUCAUCAACAACAACAACAACAAAGAUCUCCACCUCCACCACCUCCACCACAACAACCACGCAUUGCCCCCGGAGGCUACACAACAACACUACCUCCAAUAGCCAAACCAACUCCAUGGAGAAACACAACACCAUCACCUCAUCACCGCAGAGGCCAACAGCUACCACCACCUUCAAGAGACCAGACAAACGCAAUGACUUGGUCAGCGGCCUUCUGCUGUGUAAUCUUCUGGAUCAUUCUCAUCCUCGGCGGUCUUAUCGUCCUCAUCGUCUACCUAGUGUACCGUCCACGCUCUCCUCACAUCGAUAUCUCGUCCGCUAACCUAAACGCUGCUUACCUCGACAUGGGGUUUCUCCUCAACGGUGACCUAACCUUUUUAGCAAACUUCCCAAACCCAAACAAGAAAAGCAGCGUUGAGUUCAACUACAUAACCUUCGACCUUUACUAUUACAACACUCUUAUAGCGACAUCAUACGUUGCGCCUUUCCAGAUUCCUAAGAAGAUGUCGAUGUUUGCUAGUGUUCAUCUCGUGAGCAGUCAAGUGAGGCUCCAGCAAGAGCAGAGCAGAGAGCUGCAGCGUCAGAUUGAAACCGGUCCGGUUUUGUUGAACCUGAGAGGGACGUUUCAUGCACGUUCGAACUUAGGGGCGUUGUUUAGGUACUCGUAUCGGUUGCAUACUCAUUGCAGCUUUUCUUUGAAUAGUCCUCCUUCAGGAACUAUGCGAGCUAGAAGAUGCAGUACCAAACGCUAGCGUAUUGCGUUUGGUCCAUUUUUUUCUCGAUACCUUUAGAAAUAAUUAAUUUUCUGUGCGUACUAAUUGAUGCUACAAAGUUUAUUAAUCUUAAUUAUUUGGUCCCAUAUGCGUUACUAGUUCUCG